Messenger RNA from Lasiosphaeria miniovina, 7269 nucleotides. RefSeq lists its product as uncharacterized. Gene Ontology annotation, biological process: fatty acid biosynthetic process; secondary metabolite biosynthetic process. NCBI's taxonomy places the organism in Eukaryota, Fungi, Ascomycota, Sordariomycetes, Sordariales, Lasiosphaeriaceae. Gene Ontology annotation, molecular function: fatty acid synthase activity; oxidoreductase activity; 3-oxoacyl-[acyl-carrier-protein] synthase activity. The coding region runs from base 1 to 7269 and encodes 2422 amino acids. The transcript is spliced from 12 exons. The record is from RefSeq and is a predicted model, not a curated record.
AUGAUCUCCACCAACGAAGACACUUCAAGCCCCAUCGCCGUCGUGGGGUUGGCCUGUCGUUUCCCUGGCGAUGCCUACAGCCCGUCUGAGUUUUGGGAUCUUCUCGCCAACGGCAAGAGCGCGUUCAAGCCGAUUCCGCAUGAUCGAUUAAACAUCAAUGGGCAUUACCACCCAAACCCCGAGCGACCUGACAGUUUCAAUUUCAAGGGCGCUCAUUUUCUCAACCAAAAUGUCGGGGCUUUCGAUGCCAAGUUCUUCGGUGUUGCACCAGCCGAGGCAAAUGCUAUAGAUCCCCAGCAGCGUCUUCUUCUGGAAGUGACAUAUGAAGCUAUUGAGAGUGGCGAGUUUCUCUUUUUCCUAUUUAUGCGUCUUUUUACUGACCUGCCUCCAGCUGGACAACCAAUGGAGUCGAUAAAAUGCACCAACACUUCGGUCUUCAUUGGAUCGUUUGUCAACGACUACGAGCAGAUCUCAAUGAGAGACCCCCAAAAUAUGGCACCAGAUUGUGCGAUUGGCAACGGCACUGCCAUUAUGGCCAACCGGAUCUCAUACUUCUUUGAUCUCCACGGCACAAGCCAAACUAUAGAUACGGGAUGCAGCGCCAGUCUUGUGUGUGUUCACCAAGCUGUAAACAGCCUGAGAAGCAAGCAGUCUAAUAUGGCUAUUGCGGGCGGCGCGAGUCUAAUCUUGGCUCCUAACACAAUGAUGCCGAUGACAACCCUCCCUUUCCUCAGUGAAGAUGGCAAAUGCUUUACAUUCGACUCUCGUGCCAAUGGCUACGGCCGAGGUGAGGGUGUUGGUAUUGUAGUGCUCAAACGACUCGAUGACGCGAUUAGGGACAAUAAUACUAUCCGCGCCAUCAUCCGAGGCACCGCGAGCAAUCAAGAUGGGCGUACUCCUGGCAUCACCGUACCUAACCCGGAUGCACAAGUCCGCUGCAUCAGGUCGGCCUACCUUGACGCUGAUCUCGAUCCUGCCGAAACAUCGUACGUCGAGUGCCAUGGGACAGGAACCAAAGCUGGCGACUGGCGAGAAUUGAAGGCAAUAUCCGAGGCUCUGUGCAGCAACCGUGGUGCUGGGGAGCCCCUCUUCGUUGGCUCAGCGAAGCCAAACAUUGGCCACCUAGAAGCUGCAGCUGGUAUCUCUGGCUUGAUCAGGGCUAUCUUAAUUGCGGAAAAGGGUCAAAUCCCGCCCCAGAUUAAUUUCGAGGCAUGGAACCCCGACAUACAGCACGAGGCAUGGAGAGUCGAUAUCGCGGCAGAUUUGAUGAAAUUCCCGUCCAGUGGUUUACGCCGCAUCGGUGUCAACUGUUUCGGCUUUGGCGGGACAAAUGCUCAUGGGGUGCUCGACGAUGCGAGAAGCUUCCUCAAACAGCGGGGCCUACAGGCACAUCACAAUACCGUCACCUCUUUGGGAAACUGGGAGCUUGCCUCUCAGUCCCAGCUUUACGAAUUCUUGGGCGACAUCUACACCAUACCUCAUCUCUUUGUUAUUUCAGCACAACACCGCGAGGGACUUUCCACGAUAACAUCAUCCCAUCUUUCCUAUAUCGAAAACCACGCCACAGACCCUGAUUUCUUUCGCGACUAUUCCUACACAAUGUACGCCAGACGGUCUCAUCUGCAGUACAAAUCCUUAAUUGUCGCAAAGUCGGUCGCAGAACUGACCCAAAAGAUGGCCGCCAUUGACCAAUCCAAAAUAAUCCGCUCAGACUCACGUCAACAAUUCAAGCCUGCUUUGGUCUUCUGUGGGCAAGGCGCGCAAUGGUCUCGAAUGGGCAUGGAGCUCAUGGCAUUUGACGUGUUCCGCGAGAGCAUUGAAGCUGCAGAUGAAUAUUUGAGGGGAAUUGACAGCGGUUUCGGUCUUGUUGCCAAGCUAGGCAAAUGCAAAGAGUCGGCCGAGAUCAAUUUGCCAGAGGUUGCACAGUCAGGAACAACUGCGCUGCAAAUAGCUCUGGUUGACCUCUUGCGAGCUUGCCAGAUCAAGCCCGUUGCAGUCGUCGGCCAUUCGUCUGGCGAGAUUGCCGCGGCUUAUGCUGCCGGCUUCCUAAGCCGCGAGGACGCGUGGAAGCUCGCCUUUCAUCGCGGUAAGUGUGCUGCAGCCCUAAAGCACCUCCGAGGCCGAAUGCUUGCCGUUGCUCUGUCAGAAUCCGUGGUUGGGGAGUAUAUUGGUCUGGCACGACCGAGGUCUGUGGCAGUGGCUUGUGUCAACAGCCCGCAGCUCGUUACUCUCUCGGGCGAUGAGGACUCGAUUCUUACUAUCAAGGCAGAGCUUGACAGGAAAGGGAUCUUCAACGUUCUGGUGGCUACCGAGACGGCAUACCAUUCGCACCAUAUGAAGCUCGUAUCACAGCAGUAUCAACGCUCCAUUUCAGACAUUAAGCCUUGCACCGGAUUUGGGAUCGCGAUGUAUUCAUCCGUUACAGGCGCUGAGAUUUCAGCGCUUGAGCUAGGCCCCCUAUAUUGGGCCACGAACCUGUGUGAACCGGUUCAGUUCAGUAAAGCCGUCGCCUCUAUGAUGAAGCCAUCACUGCCAGAUCGUCCUGUUCCAAACGCUUCCAUAGAGGUGAGCCCCCACCGGGUCUGGCCGAAAGCGCUCAAGCAGAUACUGGAUGAUAUUGGCUUUCGAAACUCGCCAGUGCCCUACCACUCAAUGCUUGAGCGCGGCAGGGACGCAAUUGGAUCUGUGCUGCAACUUGUUGGAGACCUCUUCCUUUGCGGGACGCGGGUAGACUUGGGUUGGUUUUUUAAAAGGUUUGUUCCUGCUCGGCCCAAGUGCCUCGUCGACCUUCCUAGGUAUCCUUGGGACCAUUCAAGGACUUAUUGGCAGGAGUCUCAUAUCUCUCGUGCCAAUCGCUUCCGACAGUACGGGCGACGAGACUUCGUUGGGUCUCUCUCAGACGACGCGGUUUUUCCAUUCGAACCACGGUGGCGGGGACACUUCCGCACGACGGAGAAUCCUUGGAUCCUCGAUCAUAAGGUGCAAAACAAGAUUCUUUAUCCGGCGGCUGGGAUGGUUGUCAUGGCCAUAGAGGCGGUGAGGCAGGUCAUCCACGACUCCAUCGAUCAGCCGUCAGAUGUCCUGGACUUUGAGGUCUCGCAGUUCCAAAUCAAAGCUCCAAUGGUGAUCUCGACUGAUGGGCGCGGACUGGAGUAUUUCUUGAACGCAAAGCGAACUGCAGAUUCGUCUCUGCGCAGAGUCACGACCUGGACCUACGAGUUUACCAUCUUCUCGAAACCGUAUGAGGAUUCCCCAUGCCUAGAAAAUGCCAGGGGACUCGUAAGUGUUCGUUUCCAUGGACGUGGUGCUGAGAAGCGUCAGAUUGCCAGGUUGCUCUGUAAGCCGCUCAAGGAGAAGUGGCGCAACCAGAGCACGCGCUUACAGAGCCCUUUCGAGCUGUACGAGAGUCUUUGGGCAGCGGGGAUGAAUUAUGGUCCAUCGUUUAGGAAUAUCAUUGGCGUUGGCCCAACCAGAGCUUCUGGCAGGGUCAAUGAAUGCUGGGCGUCAAUUGCGGUUCCGAAUACCAGAGCAAAAAUGCCCAAGCAGUUCGAAUUCGACCACAUCAUCCACCCAGCCACCCUCGACGCCAUGUUCCAGACCGUCUUCACGCUCGGAAGCGAACCAAUGGUUCCCUUUUACAUAGAAAGCGUCCGAGUAGCUGCCAAUAUCCAGCACACGGCUGGCAGCGAGUUUUUCGGCGUUACUAAAGGAUCUGAGGUUGGGCUCCGGGAAGCAUCUGCAGACAUCGACAUGUGGCAACAUGAGAAAACUGGAGAGAACGUUGCAGGAGAAACCCACGUCGUCGAGGUUACCGGGCUCCGCGUUAAGUCUAUCGUCUCUGCCACAUCUGGCGGGCUUGGUUUCUUGCCAAGCUACCGAAAUCUCUCGUCAAGUAUGGUAUGGAAAGAGGACAUACGGUACGCUGAGUUUGAGGACUUGAGAAACUGGCUUGAUAUUUUUGGCCACAAGAUUCCGGGAGCCGCUAUUCUCCAUGUUGGCGAAAGCCUGCGGGUGAUUUCCACCGUCUUUCAGGUCCUCGCCGAGAACGACGGUGUACCAUCCAGCAAUCCCCGGCUUGCAAAGUACACAAUCAGCUCCAAAACAGACAAUGCCUAUGUUGCAGCUUCAACCUCGGUGGCUUUGAAGCAUCGGCCCCUCCUAGCCUACGAGCCUUCGCUUGAGCUGUCGAAAUCGGACAUUCUCCGUCAGUUCGACCUUGUCAUAUUCGAAAACACGAGUUUACAGGACCGGGAGGAUGUUGAGAAGCUUGUCAAUCCAUCCGGCUUUCUCUUAAUCUUGUCAGAGCAGCCUACCGACAAAUCCCCUGUCCGGCAAUUUCGCUCUCUUUCCCAUCCACCAACACCGCCCCAUGGGACAACAGACCCGGUCAGCACCGCUAUGCAUGCAGCAGAUUUUGGGUUCCUGCAAUUAUCUAGCAGGCCUGGAAUGCAGCAGUUCAAGAGCGAGAACUUUGAUGAUAUCGUCAUCCUCACGCCUCAUCCAAGCCAAUCAAGCGCCAAUUGUGUCGCACAUUGUCUGCAAAAUCUCCUGUACGAGGCUGGCUUCAAGGCCCGCGUCAAAUCUACCUCGUGGUCAAACGAUAUCUCACGAGUGGAGAGCAAUUCGGUUCUCAUCUCCCUUCUAGACCUACUCACCGAAGACGGGUUCGUGUUCAACAUGGACAGCCAGCAGUUUGACCUCGUGAAAAAACUGCUUCAGACUACUAAAGGUCUGCUGUGGGUGACCUGUGGCGCGCAGAUCCAAUGCGAGCGUCCUAAGAAUUCUCCCUUUCUGGGCUGGGCUCGGACACUGCGCUCCGAAGACCCCCAAAAGCACAUUGUGUGCCUGGACCUCCAGCCUCAAGACUGCCACGAUGAAGCAAUGGCAAAGAAGAUACAGACAAUAUUUUUGGACUCGUUCAUCGCUCCCAGUGUGGCUCGUGUCCGAGAAACAGAAUACACGGAGCGUGGGGGACGGUUCUACAUCCCGCGUCUUUCACCCACCGAGGGCCUGAACUCGGCCAUAGAGCAGGGACCCAAGGGCGGCCGACAUUUCGAAAUGCGAGCUAUAAUUCCCGGUCGUGAUGCAACGAAGUUGGAGGUUGGCUCUCCCAGUAACGUAGAGAGUCUUUAUCUCUCGACUGAUACCUCGGAUACCCCUGCCCUAGAAUCUCACCAGGUCCGAAUACAGGUACAUCAGACCUUUCUCCUUCCUCACGAUUUUGAGGCGGUCCUUGGGAGAAAUACACAGACUUCGAUCGGCGUAGAUGUUGCUGGGACGAUUGUCGGGCUAGGUAACAAAGUCACCAGGUUCAACAUCGGCGAGCAGGUUGUUGGCUUUGCCAAGGGCUCUGCACAAAGUUCAGUGGUUGUGUCCGAGGAUUAUGUGACACUCCGCCCUGAACUUCACGGCUCUAACCCAGUUCGCAGCAGUCAAAACACUAGUUCUCUUAUGGCUACGAUUCUCACAGCCUAUUACUCGACCAAGGGCAUCAACGAAGGCAGCUCCGUCACUGCACUUGUACAAGCUGCCGCUGGGCCAUUUGGACAGGCGGCAAUCGCCGUUUUCCAGCACAUGGGGUUGAGAGUUAUUGCCGUGGUAGCAAACGACCAACAAGCUCAAGUAAUCAAGUCAGUGUUCGGCCUUGAGGAUACAUACAUUGUCCUGGAGGGUCCCCGUCUGUCUGAACGCAUCCGCGAGGUGUUAGAGAAGCUGGACCGGUCCCGCAGCUCCGUCGAUCUGGUUUUCGACUCUCCGGGCCGUGGCUACAUGGAGACAAACUUUUCAUGCGUGGCUAGCUUUGGUCGUGUGUUUCAAGUUGCCGCGAGGUCGGCAGACUGGGAGAACACGCGGUUUCCCCGUCACUGCUUCGAAUUUAUCCGAUUUGACCUUCACGAGUACCUGGGGAGGGGCUUGCCACUGGAAAAUGACUUCCUUGAGCUAUACGACGCAGUCAGUCAGCAGUUCCUCCCGGACAAGAUCCCCCCGUCUUGUCAUGUCUUCUCCUUUGGCUACGCGGGCGACGCUCUGAAGCAAAUGGAGAAAGAUCUCGGUGCGGGCCAGUAUAUCCUCGAGGCCAGAGCGGAAACUGCGCGAAUCGCGGUUGACCUGGUACAGCGCCGCAUGGCUCUGUAUUCUAACGGGAUAUAUGUCAUCAUUGGCGGCUUUGGCGGUCUCGGCCUCAGAAUUUCGGAGUGGCUUGUCGAGCGUGGCGCAGGACACGUCGUCUUGGUUUCUCGCACGGGAGCCCCGUAUGGCCAAGCAUCCAGACGACAGUUCGAAGAUCUGAGCUCCAAGCCAGGAGCCCAAAUAUACUCGUACCGGCUAGACAUCUGCAGUUCCAUAGAAGUGGAUACUUUUAUAACGUGGUUGCAGAGAAAGGGGCCCAAGCUUAGGGGGGUUAUCCAUGCUGCUGGUAUCUUGAAGGACGUUUCGCAUAACAGCAUGGAGUAUGAAGACUGGACCGCGGCUACAGAAGUAAAGACGACUGGAUCGUGGAACCUCCACAAAGCCCUGCCACGAGACUUGGAUUUCCUGAUAUUCCUAUCCUCGGCGGCCGGUGUCAUUGGCAACCGCGGCCAAGCCAACUACGCAGCUGGCAACGUUUUUCAGGACGCCCUUGCUCGCCACAGGACUGCGCAAGGAAUGCACACCGUCUCUCUAGAUCUCGGCCCUGUCGUUGGCGCCGGCAUGGUCGACCAAAAGAUGAUGGACCACCUCCGGAUGAUUGGCUUCUUCGGCCUCCGAGUCCAGGACAUGCUCUUUAUGCUCGAGCGAGCAAUUUCAGGCUUCGGGACUGGAGACACACCCAUCCCGCCCCAGGUAGUGAUGGGCGUCGGCACUGGGGGGCUUAUCCGGCAGAACAAGCCAGCCGAUGCGUUCUGGACCGAGACGGCUCUCUUCGCACAUCUCAACCGCGUAGAUCUGACCGCGGAGGUUCUCGAGGACGUUUUAGGGUCUCGAGGCGGCGACGAUGUGAAUCUCCAGCACGUCCUUGCCAUGGUGUCUACGGUGGAGGAGGGCGUCGCGGCCCUCAUGGGCCCACUCGUCGACGCCCUCGUGGCCGUUAUCCCGGGCAUCGACGCUGCCGACGUCAGGCCGCACAUGACGCCCACGGAGUGCCACAGCGACUCGAUGCGGGGCGCCAAAAUCGAUAACUGGCUGAAGCGGGCUACGGGUGUCUCCAUUGGACAAGGUCUCAACAGCAUGCCGCUGCGAAAGAUAUGCGAGGAGGUGAUGCGCAAGGGGGGGUUCUUGGGGGGUGUUUGA